UACGUGUUGUAUGAGUUUCAAACCAAGCACCAUAGUGUCUGGUUUUAGGAUGAGGUCCCAGAUAGAUGAGAUCACUGCCAGGUUGCAAGCUCUUUUUGAUCGUAGAGCUGGGCUUGGCUUGCAAAAUGUUGUUGUCGGGCAAUCUGCUAAAACUUCACAAAGGCCACAAACUUCAUCUUUGACUCUUGAACCACGUUUAUAUGGUAGGGAUGGGGAUAAAAAGGCGAUACUAUAGUUACUCCAAUGCGGUCAAUCUAGUAAUGAAAAGGUAGGUAUAGUUCCAAUUGUGGGUAUGGGUGGCGUCGGCAAGACCACCCUUGCUCAGGCUGUCUACAAUGACGAAACGGUGGGAGAACAUUUUGAGAUGAAAGCAUGGGUUUGUGUAUCUGAAGUGUUUGAUAUUGUGGGUGUGACCAAAACGAUUCUGGAGUCUGUAACUUCCGAGACUUGCCAUUUUAACACACUGGAUCAAGUUCAAAAUCAACUAAAGAAGGCUUUGGCCGGAAAGAAGUUCUUGAUUGUUCUAGAUGAUGUCUGGAAUGAAAAGCAUGGUGAUUGGACAAGUUUAAAGAGUCCCUUUAAUGAUGGAGCCUCAGGAAGUAAGGUAAUAGUAACAACACGUAAUAGGGAUGUCGCAUUAAUGAUGGCAGGAAUCGAUAAGUUUCAUCCCUUGAAGGAACUAUCAGAGGAUGAUUGUUGGUCCGUGUUUGCACAACAUGCAUUUGAGAAUAGAAGUAUCGACGAAAGUCCAAAUUUGGUUUCAAUUGGUCGAAAGAUUGUGGAAAAAUGCGAAGGGUUGCCUUUGGCUGCGAGGACACUUGGUGGCCUUCUACAAUGUAAAGUCAAAGAUGAUGAGUGGGAAGAAGUAUUGAAUAGUAAGAUGUGGGAGUUAUCAGACAAGAAAAGUGACAUUCUUCCCGCUUUGAGAUUAAGCUACUAUCACCUCCCUUCACAUUUGAAGAAAUGUUUUGGAUAUUGUUCCAUACUACCUAAGGAUUACGAAUUUGAGGAAAAGGAAUUAGUUUUCUGGUGGAUGGCGGAAGGCUUAAUUCAUAAACCAACGGGACAAAAGCAAAUGGAAGAUCUUGGAUGUGAUUACUUUCGUGAAUUGUCAUCGAGGUCAUUUUUUCAACCGUCAAGCCAUGGUGAAGUCCCACUAUUUGUUAUGCAUGACCUCAUCAAUGAUUUGGCUCAAUUUGUAGCAAGACGAAUUUGUUUUAGGAUGGAGGAGAAGCUUGAAAACAAUGAGGGGGACACAAUUAUCACUAAGGCUCGCCAUUCAUCCUACACACGUGGCUAUCGAGAUGGCUUAAAAAAGUUUGAGAUCUUCCAAAAAGCCAAAAAUCUGCGAUCUUUUUUACCAUUUGGAUUGAGAGAUCGAGGUACCAACCAGUCAACCUCCUACUUGACCAGCGAUGUUCCCCUCCAAUUGUUGCCACAUCUUAGAUGCUUACGCGUGCUUAGUUUGAGUAGAUAUCAAAUCUGUGAACUUUCAAGUUCGAUUGGAGAUUUGAAACAUGUGAGGUUCCUUGACCUUUCGUGUGCCUUGAUUUCUACAUUACCAGAAUCAGUAAGCACUCUCUAUAACCUACAAACACUAAUAUUGAGAAAUUGUAGAAAUCUUAGCAAGUUGCCUGCAAAUAUGGGUAACCUUAUAAACUUGAGGCAUUUGGAUGUUACUGGUGCAGAUUCCUUACAAGAAAUGCCACCAAAAAUUGGUAAAUUGAUAAGUCUCCUAACAUUAUCAAACUUCAUCGUCAGACAAGGUAGUGGGUCUACCAUCAAUGAGUUGGGCAGCUUGAUUCAACUUAGAGGGACACUUUGCAUAUCAGGGUUGGAGAAUGUGGAGAAUGCUAUGGAUGCUAGGAGGGCCAACUUGAAGGAUAAACAACAUUUAGAUGUGCUCUUGAUGAAAUGGAGUAACAUCUCAGAUAAUUCUCGCAAUACAAGUGUUGAUUUAGAAGUGCUUGACAUGCUAAGACCUCACGAGAAGUUAAAAGAGCUUACCAUUAAUGGUUACAAUGGCUUAACAUUUUCAAUUUGGGUUGGAAAUUCUUUGUUCUCUAAGAUGGUCAACUUGAAGUUCCAAAAUUGUGACAAAUGAAUUUCCUUGCCGCCACUGGGUCAAUUACCCUCACUUACAAAACUUUACAUUCAAGGUACGAAAGCAUUACAGAACGUUGGACUUGAGUUCUAUGGGUCGGGCAACUCAAAUCCCUUCCCAGCUCUAGAGUUUUUAACCUUUGCGGACAUGGCUGAAUGGAAAGAUUGGUCUCCGUUUGAAGUGGAGGAGGGAUCUCAAGCAUUUUCGCGCUUGUCAGAGCUCUCCAUUAAAAGGUGUCCAAAGCUUUUGGGAAAAUUGCCCAACAAUCUUCCCGCCUUAAGAAAGCUGGAUAUUAAAGACUGCCCGUUGUUAGUGGUUGCGUGGGUUCCAAGCCCUACAAGGCUAAUUGAAGUGAGGAAUACACUUCAGUUUGAUUCACUCAUCUCCUUAUCUCUUACAGAUGUUUCGAUUCCAAACUCCUUUAAUAAUCGAGAAGUGGGUAAUGAAGCAGCUGCGACGGAAAAUGCAAGGUAUAGCCCUUUGAGCUCGCUUACUUCCCUGAGAGUUAAAAACAUUCAAGGUCUCACAUGUCUACCCAGUUGGUUUGUUCGAGGGCUGACGGGACUCCAAGAACUCUCUCUCUUUGGUUGUCCAGAACUCACAUCAUUGUGGAAGAAUGAAGUUAGAAUACACCACCAUCUUCCUGCCCUCUGACGCUUGGUGAUUGAAGGCUGCCCCAAACUUAUUUCCUUAUUUGAAGAAGAUGAAGAUGAGGAAGGGCUACAACAGCAUGAGGAGCUUCCUUACAUGAUGCUACUGGAGUACUUGAAAAUAAAAAAUUGCAAAAAGAUGAAGAAUCUGUCACGAGGGCUACACAACCUCAAAUCUCUUCAGGAGCUUAUUAUCGAUGCAUGUCCAUGUAUCAUCUCUUUCCCAAAGACAGGUAUGCCGUCUGCGGUAAGAACAUUGCGUAUUGAAUCUUGUGACGCUCUGCGAUCCCUACCUGAGUUGAUGAUACUAAAUAGUCUCGAGGAAUUGGGGGUUCAGUGGUGUCCAUCGCUCGUGUACUUAAGUAGUUCGAGAACUGGUCUGCCCCGCAAUCUCAAAAAAAUGUACAUUUGGGAAUGUGCAAAGCUGGAGUCAGUACUAGCAAAGGAGGGGAUGAAAAUAAAUUGUACAUCUCUCAAAUCUUUUUUAAUCUAUAAAUGUGAGAGCCUCAAAUCCUUGCCGGAUGUGACACAAAACAAUGUUGAUGGUGAAUGUCUCAAGGAUCUCAGUAAUUUGUGGGUAUCGUUUUGUGAGAAUGUGGAGUCCAUUCCACAAGGAUGGUUCACCGCAACCAAUCUAAGGGAAUUGCGGGUCGAUAGGUGCAAGAAACUCAAGGGCCUGCCUCACCAUGCCUACAACAACCUCACUUCUCUUCAAUCGCUGGCAAUAAGUAGUUGGGAUGCGGCUACAGAACUCAUUUCCCACUUCACCAACCUCACUUCCCUUGAAUUGUACAAUGCCGACAUGGGGGGUAAUAAGCCCCCAUCAGAGUGGGGUUUGCACAGAUUGUCCUCUCUCAGACGACUCUGCCUAAAAGGUUAUGGUUGGGCAUCAUUUCCACCAGUAGAAGAAGAAGACGAAGGAGAUGGAAUGAUGUGGUGGCUGCCCCCUUCUCUGAACGACCUGACUAUCAUGCACUUCCCAAAUCUGGAGAAGCUAUCUUGCAAGGAAUUCCCCUCUCUCGAACUACUUAAUAUCUUGUUUUGCCCAAAGCUCACGACCAUUACAAAGCUAGGGCUGCCUCCCUCGCUUUUGAGUUUGGAGAUCCUUGGAUGUCGGAAACUGAAAGAGAGGUGUGAAAAGAAGAAAGGCCAAUAUUGGCCCCUCAUUUCUCACAUCCCUCAAGUCAAGAUAAACCACAAAAAUGUCUUCUUGGACCCAAGUAGCUGAUGGCCCCCGUCCCAUGUGCGGUUUUCGUAAAAAAGUUAUGAUGAGAGGACACUGGUUAUGCUUCUUUGUUUGGAGAUUUCUCAAGAUCUUUUGCAACAAGAGGAAGGGAGACGGCAAUCAAUCUUCCAAACUCUUAAUACGACGGUUGCAUAAAGUCGUGGAGCAUAUUUAUUUAUUUAGCUAGAUUUUAAUUUUCCCACUGAGUCUUCAACAAAUAUAAUGAAGUAAGUAUUUUGCUCGGAUUUAUCCAAAUCUUGUGCUAACUUUCUCACAUCUCUCAAAUAUUUUGCAGCUCUCCUCAGCAGAUACAUUUAUGGCACCAAUCGUUCGAAGUUCAGCAUGAUGAAUUUUCAGAUUGCACUGCUGCCAAUUUGCUCUGUGGAUGUUUUCAAUUGGAUGAUCAACAUAUGUUUCCGUGCUUGUGUGUAAUUGUGUCAUUAGAUUUCAAGUCUUGUAGGAACUAUUUAGGUUAAAUUAUCCUUAUUGUGUCUGAAUGCCUUUGUUUCUGUCGUUGUUCCUACUUUCCUUCCCAUUACACUCUCAUUUGUUAAUCCUCCAUUUAUUUGGUAUCAUUUUCGAAGAUUUGGCAGAAUUUUUAGCUACUAGACUCAUCCCUUUAUGUAGUUGUUGAAUUGUGUGUUGUUGCAACGCCUGCCUUUUGAUUUAUAGAAAUUUUGAGUAUGUUCUUCUAUCA
Rhododendron vialii is the source of this 4676-nucleotide messenger RNA. Its product is annotated as putative disease resistance RPP13-like protein 1. NCBI's taxonomy places the organism in Eukaryota, Viridiplantae, Streptophyta, Magnoliopsida, Ericales, Ericaceae. Gene Ontology annotation, molecular function: ADP binding. The record is from RefSeq and is a predicted model, not a curated record. Gene Ontology annotation, biological process: defense response to other organism. The coding region runs from base 293 to 2104 and encodes 603 amino acids. The transcript is spliced from 3 exons.